UGCUGACACCUUGAGGGUCGUUAGGGUGACAAGUGAAUCGUUGACCCACCCUCCCAUCAGAUAAACAUCAGCGGGGAGGGGGGGAAAAAACACUUCUGUCCAGCAGUCUGUGCUGCUGCCAGCGCUGCUCUCUCUCCCUGCGCUUGGACAAGAGCUGAAACCAGUCAGGCCAGUCCAGACCAGAAAUGGCAAACGAUCGGACCAGGACUUCGCUUAAGGAAAACGACACAGUUCAUUCGUCAGAUUUGGGGUCGUUUCAAGAUCACGGGUCCACUAUCCCCAAGAGACAUGCACGGGUUACCGUGAAAUACAACAGGAAGGAGCUGCAGAGGCGGCUGGACGUGGAGAAGUGGAUCGACGAGAGCCUGGACCGGCUGUACACGGGUCAGGAGCGUGACAUGCCAGAGGAAGUUAACAUUGAUGACUUGAUUGACCUGCCCAACGCUGAGGAGAGAGUCAAAAAGUUAAAGGAGCUUCUUCGAAAGUGCAGUAACAACACAGAGACCUUCAUCAGAGAGCUGGUGGGAAAGCUGGAGGGAGUUCACAAGCAGGACGAGCUGCAGAGCGAAGGCAUCGAGCAUCCGGUCAUCUGUCACAGCCACCACCGCCAUGAGCCCUACCACUUCAACAACCCACACCACCAGGAACACCACCACUGCCACCACACUCAAGGCCAAAACCCCAAGGCCUUUGACAACCCCCAACCAACGCACACACACAGUUAAGAAGAUCUCUACCACUCUGUCCACCAUAUCUGCCUCUUAAAGGUAAACUCCACAGGCGCUCUGUAGAGUUUUGAAACACUAGCAGCACUAUGAAGCAAUGUUUUUACGGGAGGGUCCCCAUUUUGUCGUUGUGCACACAUGCCAUAGACGCACGUGCACGCGCAUGCAGGUAACGUGACAUAUUCAUAUCUUGUUGAGUCUCCACAGGUCACCAAGCAACCUCUGUGAUAACACGACUCCAGCUUGUAGUUUUUACACUUGACUUUUUUUUUUGAGGAUUAAACAAAGAAGAUAUCACAUGUUAAUUAGUGAGCUUAGAAGUGAUGGUAGGUGGAUUUUGUUACCUUUGGACAGAGCCAGGCUAGCUAGCUGUUUCCCACCGCUUGCAGUCUUUAUGCUAAGCUAACUGUAUGCUCCCCGUAGCUGUAAAAUUAACGGACAGAUAUUAGAGUGGUAUCAAUCUUCUCAUCUUACUCUUAGCAAGAAAGCAAACAAACAUGUUUACAGAACCUUCCAACGGUUUCUUUAAGCAUUUAUUAAAAAACAGUUAUUGCUAACAUAUGUGAAUAAUUGGCCAUGGAUAGGACAUCAAAUAGAAAUUAAUUUUCAACUUUAAAGCUAAACUAAGAGCGAGGUCUUCAUUCUUGACGUGCCAUUUAGCACAGUCAGUAAUAAUAAUAAUACAGGAAGACCUACAUCAUAGACAUAUCCAUUUUACCACUGACAUGUGCAGCACCGAAACAUGUGACUCUCACUUUUACUCGACUGGAAAAAUGUGUCACUAUCUUGCUCCUUGCUCAAGUGCCAAUAGUUGGAUGCAACAAUUUGCGGCACAAACUGAUGAAGUAUCUGAUGAAAGUAGAUGAAUGGAAGUAGGAUGAAGAAAGAAAGAAUACACAGCUCUUCAUUUUAAAAUAAAACCCUGGCACAUAUUCAGCAUCACACACUGGUCAUCCAAGGGUGGAUUUUAUAUCAGUCUGAAUUUAUUACUGAACUGAACUGUGACACAUUUAGUGUAUGUGCCGCCUUCCACUGAACACACAAGUAUGUUAGAUGCACUAUUUUCUAGAUAACACUGCUAGCUUAGAUGCACAUAUGACUUAUUUAACCUCUGUUAGCUCGUGAUAGUUAUUUAUUGUCAUGGUUACAGGAAAUGGACAUAGAUCCAACAUACCAGUAAAUAACACUGAUAAUAAUACUGUUGCAUUGCUCACACUGUAGCAUUUAAUGACAUUUCACUUUCAUUUAUCCUUUCUGUUUUUAAGUUGUGUUGUUACUACAUUUUCCGUUUUGUCAAUACAUUCACUAAAUAUUAAGUGAACUCUGCAAAGAGACACCCGUCCUUUGCAAGAAUUGCUAAUAAAACCAUUUCUU
This is a messenger RNA of Xiphias gladius (swordfish), 2099 nucleotides long. It is a transcript of the gene ppp1r14aa, whose product is annotated as protein phosphatase 1, regulatory (inhibitor) subunit 14Aa. Gene Ontology annotation, biological process: regulation of phosphorylation. Bases 186 to 725 code for a protein of 179 amino acids. The transcript has 5 exons. The record is from RefSeq and is a predicted model, not a curated record. Gene Ontology annotation, molecular function: protein serine/threonine phosphatase inhibitor activity. Gene Ontology annotation, cellular component: cytoplasm. Lineage: Eukaryota; Metazoa; Chordata; Actinopteri; Istiophoriformes; Xiphiidae.